AAUGACAGCAGGCUAAGUGUUGGGUAAUUAGCAGUACGCUACACUAGAGCUAGUCUAUCAAUCUAUGGGUGGUCAAAUGGAUUUUCUAGGCUGGUGGGUGGUCUAGGUUGGAGGCCCAAUAUAUUAUUUGAUAAGGCCCACAAUAUCUAGUGGUGCCCCUGGCUCUACAUGGGCAAUAAAAGCAUCUCUUGUGGAGCUUAUAGUCUCCAGCUUUCCCUCUUUAGACCAGGGAGACAUUAAUCUAGGACAGAUGCUUCUGAGGUCCUCAGUUAGUUCAAAGUAAAGUUCUCCUUGAUGUUUGUUCUGUUCCAGAGGGCUGAGGAGAACGCACACGCUUUUCUAGACAAGGAGCUGAAGAAGCUCUGGAGGGAUCUCUUCUCAGAUUACCCACAAUGCUCAGAGAGUCAGAGGGAGAAGGAGGAGGAGGAUGGAGCUGUUGCGGUCCAGUGGCAACAUGAACUCAAGGCUCAUCUGAAGAAGAAGUUCCACUGUGUGUUUGAGGGAAUCGCUAGAGCAGGAGAGCAGAGACCUCUGAAUGAGAUCUACACAGAGCUCUUCAUCACAGAGAGAGGCAGUGGUGAAGUCAACAAGGAACACGAGGUCAGACUGAUUGAAAAGGCAUCCAGGAAAACAGCCAAUGAGGAAGUACCAAUCAGAUGUGAAGACAUCUUUAAACCUUUACCUGGACAAGAUAAACCGAUCAGAACAAUGAUGACAACCGGAGUGGCCGGCAUUGGUAAAACUGUCUUAACACACAAGUUCACUCUGGACUGGGCAGAAGGCAAAGCCAACCAAGACAUAGACUUCGCAUUUCUCCUCACUUUCAGAGAGCUGAAUUUACUGAAAGGGAAAGAGUUUAGCUUACUGGAACUUCUUAAUCAGUUUUCUGUUGUAACCAAAGAAUCAGGAAUCUACAGAUACGACCAUGACCAAGUAGUCUUCAUCUUGGAUGGUCUGGAUGAGUGUCGACUUCCUCUGGACUUCCAGAACAACCCGAUCUGGACGGAUGUCACCAAGCCGACCUCAGUGGACGUGCUGCUGACAAACAUCAUCAGGGGAGUCCUGCUUCCCUCUGCCCGCAUCUGGAUAACCACACGCCCUGCCGCAGCCAAUCAGAUCCCUGCUCAGUGUGUUGACAUGGUGACCGAGGUGAGAGGGUUCACCGACCCACAGAAGGAGGAGUACUUCAGAAAGAGAUUCAGAGAGGGGACACUGGCCAGCACAAUCAUCUCUCACGUCAAGAAAUCUCGAAGCCUCCACAUCAUGUGUCACAUCCCAGUCUUCUGUUGGAUCACUGCUACAGUUCUAGAGGACUUCUUCAAAACAUCCCAGAGAGGAGAAGAGGUGCCCAAGACCGUGACUCAGAUGUACAGCCACUUCCUGAGGGUUCAGUCUAUACAGGGGGAUAUGAAGUAUCAUGGGGGAGCUGAAACAGAUCCACACUGGAGUUCAGAGAGCAGGGAGGUCAUUGUUUCUCUGGGGAAACUGGCUUUUAACCAGCUGGAGAAAGGCCAGCUGAUCUUCUACGAGGCAGACUUGGCAGAGUGUGACAUCGAUAUCAGAGCAGCUUCAGUGUACUCAGGAGUAUUCACCCAGAUCUUUAAAAAGGAGUAUGUGCUGUACCAGGACAGGAUGUUCUGCUUCGUCCAUCUGAGCAUCCAGGAGUUUCUGGCUGCCCUUUAUGUCUUUCUGUCCUACAUCAACAUUGGUGUCAACCUUCUCUCAGAAGAACAUCCAACCUCCGGGGAAGCUGAACUCCUCCUCCUCUACCAGAGUGCGGUGGACAAGGCCUUACAGAGUGAGAACGGACACCUGGACUUGUUCCUCCGCUUCCUCCUGGGCCUCUCUCUAGAGACCAAUCAGAUGCUCCUACAAGGUCUGCUGGGACCAAGAGGAAGUAAAUUACUGAGCAAUCUAACAAAAAAUGUUUCACCGGGGCAGACAGGGAGGAGGUCACAAAUCAAUACCCAAAUAGUCCAUUACAUCAAGGAGAAGAUAGGUGGAGAUCUCUCUCAAGAGAGAAGCAUCAAUCUGUUCCACUGUCUGAAUGAGCUGAAUGACAGUUCUCUAUUGGAGGAGAUCCAACAGUACCUGUCAUCAGGAAGACUCUCCACAGAAUCUCUCUCCUCUGCUCAGUGGUCAGCUCUGGUCUUCAUCGUACUGACAUCAGAAGAGCAGCUGGACGUGUUUUACCUGAAGAAAUACUCUGCUUCUGACGAGGGUCUUCUGGGGCUGCUGCCACUGAUCAAAGCCUCCAAAACAUCUCUGCUGAUUGGCUGUGAUCUGUCAGAGAGAUGCUGUGAAGCUCUGGCCUCAGUUCUCAACUCCAACUCUUCUCGUCUGAGAGUGCUGGACCUGAGUAACAAUGAUCUGCAGGAUUCAGGAGUGAAGCUGCUCUCUGCUGGACUGGGGAGUCCACACUGUACACUGGAAACUCUCAGGCUGACUGGCUGUCAUCUGUCAGAGAGAUGCUGUGAAGCUCUGGCCUCAGUUCUCAGCUCCAACUCCUCUACUCUGAGAGAGCUGGACCUGAGUACCAAUGAUCUGGAGGAUUCAGGAGUGAAGCUGCUCUCUGCUGGACUGGGGAGUCCACACUGUACACUGGAAACUCUCAGGUUGUCUGGCUGCCUGGUCACACAGGAAGGCGUUGCUUCUCUGGCUUCAGCCCUGAGCUCCAACCCCUCCCAUCUGAGAGAGCUUGACCUGAGCUACAAUCACCCAGGAGACUCAGGAGCUGCGCUGCUCUCUGCUGGACUGGAGGAUCCACCCUGGAGACUGGACACUCUUAGUGUGGAGCACAGUGGAGUGUGGAGACUGAAACCAGCUCUAAAGAAGUAUGCCUGUGAACUCACACUGGACCCAAACACAGCCCACAGACGACUCUCUCUGUCUGAGGACAGCAGGAAGGUGACGUGGGUUGAAGAGGACCAGUCGUAUCCGGAUCACCCAGAGAGGUUUGACGUCCAGCACCAGGUGUUGUGUAGAGAGGGUCCGACUGGCCGCUGUUACUGGGAGGUAGAGUGGGGAAGACGGGUUCAUAUAGGAGUGGCCUACAGAGGAAUGACAAGGAGAGGAGCGGGUGAUGACAGCAGGCUUGGAUUGAACAACAAGUCCUGGAGUCUUAUUUGUGAUGACGAUGCUGCUGCCUACAGUGCCUAUCACAACGGUAGUAGAACAGACAUACGUCUCCCCCCCCCUCACUCUAACAGAGUAGGAGUGUAUCUGGACCAGCCCGCUGGCUCUCUGUCCUUCUACAGAGUGUCCCCAGGUGGAGGGGGGUCCUCAGACACACUGACACACAUCCACACCUUCCAGGACACCUUCACCCAGGAGGUCCUCCUCCCUGGGGUUGGGUUACGUAAGCCUGGUUCCUCAGUGUCUCUGGGAGUGUCCUUUGUAGAUACACAAGCACACAAAAAGACCCAUGGCACGCACAUGUGCGUGCCAUGGGUCUUUUUGUGUGCCAUGGGUCUUUGUGUGUCUUUGCGUGUGCUUGCACGCACAUGUAGACAGUCAUAAACACACCCAAACCAACAAACACAUAUGUACAUAGAAAUUAACACACACACACACAAACAAACACAUCGCACUCUAUAAACACAGACACACAAACGUAUACAG
Molecule: messenger RNA, 3621 nt
Organism: Gadus morhua (Atlantic cod)
Lineage: Eukaryota; Metazoa; Chordata; Actinopteri; Gadiformes; Gadidae
Product: NACHT, LRR and PYD domains-containing protein 3-like
Exons: 7
Coding region: 295-3519 (1074 amino acids)
Molecular function (GO): protein binding
Source: RefSeq, a predicted model, not a curated record